AGUUAAAAAAAAGCAAUAAACGAAGGCAGCCAACUGUUGCUGCUGGAACGACGUGUGUGUGGCAAAUAGAAAGUAAUUCAGUCAGAUUGCAGUACAAAUAUGAACCUGAAGCAACGCACUUUCCUACUGGUGACCGGAGCCUCUCGAGGCAUUGGCCGUGAGUUUGCCCAACAACUCUCCGGACGGAUCGAAGCCCGGGGAUCCGUGGUCGCUCUCUUGGGGCGAAACCAGCCAUUGCUGGAAGAGGUCAAGACGCAGAUCUUGAACUCGGAGCCCAAUCUUGCUGUGCACACAUACUCCUUGGAGUUGGGCACAGCUAGAACGGAGGAUUUUACCGAGAUCCUGGAAAACGCUCGUGGCGAAAAGGAGGCUUUUGAGCGCGCCAUCGUGAUUCAUAAUGCCGGAACAGUGGGAGACACCUCCAAGCGGGCCAAGGAGAUCGGGGAUACAGUCUUCCUGCAGCAGUAUUAUCACACCAACGUCUUCUCCGCCAUUGCCCUGAACUGCGAGUUCAUGCGGAUGUUCCAGGGCAUCCCCAAGUUGGUGGUUAACCUAAGCACUCUGGCGGCCAUCGCACCCAUAUCUUCAAUGGCCCACUAUUGCACCGUGAAGGCGGCCCGCGAGAUGUAUUUCCGCGUGUUGGCCACGGAAGAACCAGCUGCUGACACCCUGGUGCUCAACUAUGCCCCAGGCGUUAUUGACACCCAGAUGACCGUGCAGGUACAGCGCGAGGCCCACGAUCCAGCCAUUGUUGCCAUGUUCCGAGAGCAACGGGAGGGUAAAACCAUGCUAACCCCGGCUCAAACCACGGAGCGUUUCAUCCAGGUCCUGGAGGCCCAGAAGUUCAAGUCCGGGGAUCAUGUCGACUACAGGGACGCAGCGUUUUAGAUAUUAGAAAUGGCUUUGGUAAUGGGAGUUUUGUUUAAUCUAUAAUAAAUAUAAAACUGUGGUAAAUUCGAACUCGAUUUUGUACAAUUUCAAGA
Molecule: messenger RNA, 983 nt
Organism: Drosophila serrata
Lineage: Eukaryota; Metazoa; Arthropoda; Insecta; Diptera; Drosophilidae
Gene: Sptr
Product: Sepiapterin reductase
Biological process (GO): tetrahydrobiopterin biosynthetic process
Molecular function (GO): sepiapterin reductase (NADP+) activity
Source: RefSeq, a predicted model, not a curated record